AUGGGCUGCGCUUCCUGUGGUCUCCGGAUCAUCUCCUUAACCAGCGGUGUUCCUCUUUGUCACCCUAGUACCUGGCGGAGAGUCAACCGUAAAUACCAGAUGAACGAACUAGUUAAUCAGGGAAGGAUUCCUGAACAGGCGUGUUUAAACCAGCUUUGGAGAAAGAACAGACCUGGAUCAGCAGAAAGACGUCUCACCUCACAGCCUGGAACGCCUUCCCAGCAUCGAACUCAAAUCUCUCUUGCUGCGGCGGAAGUCCAAGGCAGCCGCUCCUCAUCCUUCCAGCGCGAGCUCCCGGGGUCCCUCCUAAGGCGGAUUCUCUGCUGGGGCCCGGACUGCUUCCCCGACCCGCCCCGACCCCGUCUCCUGCUCGUCUGGAAAGCCGCGGCUCCGUCGGGGAGGGAAGAAACGCACGGACACCCGCUCGCGCCGGGGCCGGAGGCGGCGCUGCGGCGCGGAGCGCGGGAAGGGGCCGAGCCGGGCGGGCGCGCAGCGCGGCGGGACGCGGGGACCCCCCGGCCCGGGCCCGCGCGGCCGGCACUCACCACCGCAGCGCGUCCCGGUUCGCGGGCCGCACAGGCCUGGCCGCCGCCGGAGCCCGCCGGACGCCGAGGACAGGAAAGGCCGGAGCCCUCCGGCUCCCUCCCCUGGGACACUUCCUGCUCCGCUCUAGGACCGGGGAGGUCUCCGCGUCUCAGUGGUUGGCUCCCCCGCCCCCCGGCCGAGUUCCCCAAGGGCACGCCGGAGUGUCGCCGUCUGGAAGGACCGAUCCCGGAGUGGCGGCGGAGCGCGGGAAUUGGGAAGACCUUGACGGAGGGCGAGGGAAGCAGACUCCUCGGCGCCGCGGGCGGCUGCGUUUCUGAAUCCUGCCUGCGCUCCCCCGACGCGCCUCCAGUACCUCUUCGCCCACACUCCAGGGCUUCCAGGAGACACGCACAGCUGGCUGUUGAUUUGGGUACGCUGUAUCCAGCGGAGGUGAUGGCCCAUGAGAACUCAGUAAGGGGUGGCUGGGAUGGCUGCAGCAGCAGUGGAUGGUGCUCCCCAGGCUAAGAGAGCACCGUCAAGGCCAGGUAGAAGGGCCUGGAAGCAGACCCCAGGAAUCCCAGCUUCCAGGAAGACAGAGAUUGCCUGCUGAUCUCUGGUCCCAGAUGCCACACCCCACUUCCGGGUUUUCCGCUGAACUGCCGAAGCCCCUGGACCUCCUCAGAAUUUCCAUCACGAACUUUCUCAACCAGUUUUCUCCAGAGGUGUGGGCCAUGCAGGAUUUUAGGCAGGAGCCAGGAAAAGGGGGCUGAGACCUAACCUUGAACCCUUCCUGGG
This is a messenger RNA of Choloepus didactylus (southern two-toed sloth), 1320 nucleotides long. Its product is annotated as translation initiation factor IF-2-like. The record is from RefSeq and is a predicted model, not a curated record. The coding region runs from base 1 to 1050 and encodes 349 amino acids. NCBI's taxonomy places the organism in Eukaryota, Metazoa, Chordata, Mammalia, Pilosa, Megalonychidae. The transcript is spliced from 5 exons.